AUGGUUACACUUCUCUAUACCCUUUUAGGUUUCAUACAUAUGAUUCAUGUUCGAGUUGAUAGUUCUCAUCCAUCUGUGGAUGUUUACGUUAAUGUCAGUACAACACCAAAUUCAUUAUCAUCACAAAAUUUCUUUACUUCGACACCAAUGUAUGAAAAUAGUUUUUUAAUUCCGUCACCAAUAGCAUCGAGUGGCUAUCAAACUCAAACGAGUAGUAGUAAUCAAUCAUUAAACUGUGCUUUUAUUGAAGAAAAUGUUCAAUUAAAUAAAAUUAUUUCGAACAAAAAUACUGAACAUUUAUACGAUCGUUUAUUUAAUGAUCAACGUUUAACAUGUAACGUAACAAAAUCAAAUAAUAAAGACAAAUCACUAAAUAAUAGUCGUAUUUCUAAAAUUGUACCCAGUAUAGUAAAACCGACUAAUACAGCAUGGUCAAAUAUUGAUCAUCAAUUAACACCGUUGUCUUAUUCAAAAAAUUAUACACUCAAACAGAUAUUAGAUAAUGUUGAAAAUAUUCAAUCCUAUUCGACAAACAGUGAUUAUGGUUCAAUUUAUGAAGAAAUAGUGCCAUCAUCAUCAAUUAACAACUGUUUUAAAUGGAAAACUCUUUGUAAGACAUUAAAAGACAAAGGAAAUAAAAAAAAAGAACGUAAAGUUAAUGAAUCGUCGUCAAAUCAAAAAUAUAAUCAUUUAUCGACUACUGAAAAAUCAUUUUUUACAUUUGGCGGUGAAACAUUAGGACUAAUUGCAUUGCCAAACACGAAUUACGAUCAUCAUACAUAUGAAAACGAAAUAAUAAGAAAAGAAAAUUUCGCAAAUUUUUAA
Messenger RNA from Didymodactylos carnosus, 825 nucleotides. The record is from the annotation of a GenBank genome assembly. Lineage: Eukaryota; Metazoa; Rotifera; Eurotatoria; Philodinida; Philodinidae.